AUGACGCUGGUCGUGAUCACCGGACCGUGCGCGGGACGAGAGUUCGAGCUGCGUCGCGACGGCGAGAGCGCGAUCGGGCGAACGAAGCGAGGGAACGCGGUGUGGAUCAAGGGCGACGGCGCGGUGUCGCAGUCGCACGCGACGUGCCGGUGGUGCGCGAAACGCGAGGCGUGGACGAUCUCGGACGCGGGGUCGUCGAAUGGGACGGAAGUGGACGGGAAGGACGUGGAGGAGGGAGGCGAGGGGGCGACGCUGAGGGAUGGGAGCGUGAUUAAAUUGGGGACGGAGACGACGGUGGUGUGCCGAACGCGAGCGGCGGACGAGAGGGGCGAGGCUGGAACGGUGGGUGAGGAGGAAGAUGAGGAAAACGGAAAUCGUGAAAACGCAGUCGUGGUGAACGAGGGAGGUCGAGGCGCGGUCGGCGACGGCGGAAAGGCGUCGGCGGCGAAGACGAAGAGCGGCAAGCGAGACGCGUACGCGUUCGAUUUGGACGAACCGAAAUCGGUGACGAAAGUCGCCGCGGCGCGGAAACGCGCCAAGGCGACGACCGUGACCGCGAAACAAGCGCACGAGUCGACGACUGCGGCGAGCGAAACCGCGGAGGUUGCGACGAAGGCUGAGUCCCGAGCCGCCGCCGAAGUCGGCUUCGACGUUCCCACCGUGCACGAGUACGCCACCGCGCAGCUCGAGCGCCUGCAAGCCGUCAUUCGCGCCGACGCGCGCGCCAGCGUCGAAGCCUUUCGCGCCGACGCGCGCGGAUUGCUCGCAGACCUUCUCCAGGACAUCAAAGCGUAG
Ostreococcus lucimarinus CCE9901 is the source of this 795-nucleotide messenger RNA. RefSeq lists its product with no specific name. Bases 1 to 795 code for a protein of 264 amino acids. Gene Ontology annotation, molecular function: protein binding; mRNA binding. The record is from RefSeq and is a predicted model, not a curated record. Lineage: Eukaryota; Viridiplantae; Chlorophyta; Mamiellophyceae; Mamiellales; Bathycoccaceae. The transcript has a single exon.